Molecule: messenger RNA, 1107 nt
Organism: Fusarium verticillioides 7600
Lineage: Eukaryota; Fungi; Ascomycota; Sordariomycetes; Hypocreales; Nectriaceae
Exons: 2
Coding region: 44-1096 (350 amino acids)
Source: RefSeq, a predicted model, not a curated record
UCUCACUCAGAACCACGACAACAACAAUCAACAAGCAUCAGUCAUGUCUCCCCCAGAGCUCCCCUCCAAGCUUGUCACCGUCCCCUGGUCGGAGGCUCUUGACAGCGAGGUCGACUCUUGCGGGUCCGAAUCAUCUCCAGGCCCAUUCGCUCUAACCGUCCCUCAUGCUAUCAUCCGAAAUACUCAUCUCUAUAACCAGCUCCGCUACGCUGAAGACCUCGACAACCGAUCCCUUAAAGACGUCAUCGCUCCUCUCUGUCAAGAGAUCGCACACUUUCAAAAGCAAGACAACAAUGAGAUGUACGGCCUCUCCAAGACCAUCAUUAUCAAGUACGGUGAGACUUCUCUCCGCGUCAUCCGUCGCAUGUUGGACCUCAACCUGGUCUACAACUCUCGCCCUGAGAUCCCUGGCGACAUUCCUCUGGUCUUCGCUCAGGGUACUUGGUCUGGUACUCUCCGCGACACUGUUUUGUACCGUGUGCAUUAUGCCGAGGACUUCAAGAUUGCGAAUCACAACCAGUUCAAGAACGGCGCUUACGUCACCGACGUUCUUACUCAGGAUCACCGCGACCGAGUCGAGCGCGCUGCCAAGGAGCGUGAGGUCCUGUCCGCUGUUUGGCAAGAAGUGGCUGAGAGCUCUAAGCUUAAAUUCUCUAGCUCUAAGUGCCUAGGGAUGGCAAAAGAGUCUGCCCUAGAGCUCUGCCUCGAGACUGUGGAGGCCUUCCAUGAGAAGCUUGACAGAGUCUCAGAUGACAAGGAGUAUGAGCUUUAUGUAGGAGAUACAGAAGAGGUUCACCGCCAUCAGGCCCGUCAGCUGUUGCAUAUUGCAGUCCGAGCUGCUGCCAACUGGGAGCCUCGACAACCCGGAUCUUCAGACAAUAUUUUGGCUAUGUACUGUCAAGACAUGCUCCGACGCCGUAGGAACGAUAUCCGCAAGCAGAAUGCAGAACUGAGACAGCAGCUUGAGGCCAUUCUUGGAGAUACUCGUGGAGGACAGGUCGGCAUGGGCAGUAAUGGUGAGAGCGAAUAUGACAGUGAUGAUGAGUCUGAGGAUUCCGAUGAUUCUGAUCUUCCUAUGUUUGGCCACUACACCUAAGGAAGCUCACC